Messenger RNA from Nelumbo nucifera (sacred lotus), 2079 nucleotides. RefSeq lists its product as uncharacterized. NCBI's taxonomy places the organism in Eukaryota, Viridiplantae, Streptophyta, Magnoliopsida, Proteales, Nelumbonaceae. The record is from RefSeq and is a predicted model, not a curated record.
UUGUGAUUGCAAUUGCAUACUUUUUUAUCCCGUUCUUUCAUCUUAGAGAGAUUUUAGGACUUGGGAGGCCGUUCCAAAGCAAUAACAAUUAACAAAAAAAAUGCCAUGUCCAAAAGAAACUCUAGUUUUGUUGUUCUUCAAUGUCUCCAGUUCUUUCCAUCUUCUCUUCCUCUUCUUUUACUUUUCCUCCAUUCUGCUUGCCAAGGUCUUCAAUUUUCUGUGCAGGAAAACAAAACACAAGAGUACCGACUAUGAAGACCAAGUUGGCUAUUUCGAAGAAGAGGAAGAAGAACAAGAAGAAGAAGAAGAAGAAGAAGAAGAUCGUCUCUACUUUAGUGUUGAGUGUACCGAGAAAGAGGAUCUGGUGGCCGACAUCAUUCAUGGCGGAGAAGCCCUGUUGUUUUUGCCCACUAAAAGACUCGAGAAGAACAAAACUCUUCUUGAAGAACGCCCAGGAUCUGAUGAGAGCAUAUUUGAAGGCCUUGGUGAAAUAUUUCUCGAGGAACAAUCGUUUAUUUGUAGCUUACCUGCUUCAAAACUUGAACAUGACAGUGAAGAUAAGGGUGACGAAACAUGUACAUCUAGCCAUUCUGAUUCAUUAUUUGCCACGCCUAUGCAAACCAGCAGUCCAGAUGAAGAUGUUCUUGCGACAAUACCGACACUGACGCAGACUAAACUAGGCACGGGCGGGAACUCUGCAGCAGCAGCUAAUGACAUAGCUUAUGGAAAAGGAUGUGAUAAUGGAGGAGCAACUGACAGCGAAAAUGAAGAAAGGAAUCAUCUGUCGGAGGAUGAAAAUUUCUUAAUUUUCGCCCCUCUUCAGUUGGAAGCCCGAAAGGUCCAGGCUCAAGUGAAGGAUGGCGACGAGAUGUUAGGGGACACAUUUACAGUUGGGUCGACUUCUUCUAAGAGUUCUUCUGAAUGGAGAAGCUCUACUAAUUUCAGGGAUUCAGGAACAGAAGACCCUUUUUCUUCUUCAUCACGAAGGAGCUGCCCCAACUGGGAGCCGUACACUGUCUUCCAGAAAUACGAUGAGGAGAUGUCGUUCUUUGACCGAAUUAGUGCACAGAAGCUCAGUGAAACAGAAUCUCUUAGGACCAUUGAAGUAUGUCCAAGGUCUAUUUCGCAGAGGAUCGUACACAAGUUUACAACCAAACGCAAAAGGCCACCUGGGUACAGUAGAGAUCCAUAUCAUGAAUUGGAGAAUGCUUAUGUUGCUCAAGUUUGCUUGGCAUGGGAAGCUCUUAACUGGAACUACAAGAACCUCCAACGUCUUAGAGCUUCACGCCAAGAAGAAGAUCCCGGAUGUCCGGGCCGAAUUGCACAGCAGUUUCAGCAGUUUCAGGUUCUGUUACAGCGAUACAUCGAGAACGAGCCUUAUGAGCAUGGCAGGAGACCUGAAGUUUAUGCCCGGAUGAGGAUUUCUGCACCAAAACUACUACAAGUUCCUGAGUUCCGAGAUUUAGAAGAUGAUCAAAAGGAGGAGUCAAGUAUCUCAUCGACUAAAUUCCUGGGAAUAAUGAAAGAUGGAAUUCGGACAUUCAUGGAUUUUCUCAAGGCAGAUAGAGAGAGCCACUACGAGAUCUUUACAGCUUUCUUCAAGAGGAACCGCGGUUGUUCUGUUGAUCCAACUCAUCUCCAAAUGGUGAAGAAGGCGAAUAAAAAAAAGAAGAUGAAGCUUAAAGACCUCCGCCGGUCUCACAGAUGCUUAAGAAAAAGAAAGCUAAGCGAGGAGGAGGAGAUGGAGAUAUUGAUGAGCCUGAUAGAUCUAAAACUGGUGUCUAGGGUUCUGAAAAUGUAUGACAUCAAUGAAGAACAGUUGCAGUGGUGUGAAGAGAAGAUGAGCAAAGUGAGAAUGUGGGAAGGGAGAGUUCAAAGAGAUUCCUCCCCACUUUUCUUCCCUGCACACUGACCCACCCCAUACAGUAUGUUGGUUGAUGACUAGACCAUGAAUGUAUGUGGCAUGAAUAUUCUGGCUACCCUUUUGGCCUUUUCUGUAAAUACUGUAUGAAACUAGCAAAUUAUGGGCCCACAAAUCAAAGUAACUACGUCUACCUGUGGGGUGACAUAGAUUUUAGA